This is a messenger RNA of Puntigrus tetrazona (Sumatra barb), 1054 nucleotides long. It is a transcript of the gene jagn1a, whose product is annotated as jagunal homolog 1a. Gene Ontology annotation, cellular component: endoplasmic reticulum membrane. Gene Ontology annotation, biological process: granulocyte colony-stimulating factor signaling pathway; vesicle-mediated transport; endoplasmic reticulum organization. NCBI's taxonomy places the organism in Eukaryota, Metazoa, Chordata, Actinopteri, Cypriniformes, Cyprinidae. The record is from RefSeq and is a predicted model, not a curated record. The transcript is spliced from 3 exons. Bases 180 to 731 code for a protein of 183 amino acids.
AUUGCGCGGAGGGGCGGAGGGGCGGAGGGAUUCUUCACUGCCAUGUUUGUGCGCAUGAGCAACAUAUUAUUGCCUUCAUUGAUAAAAAUCCUUUGUGUUAACGUUUCCUCGUCUAAUCUCACUGUCGCUUUCGGCGCGUUUCAUCACUACAUAAGUUUGUUACAGUCUGGAAAUCGGCAAUGGCAUCACGUGCAGGCCCAAGAGCUGCAGGGACCGAUGGGAGUGAUUUUAAACACAGAGAGAAAGUGGCUUCUCAUUAUCAGAUGAGUGCUUCAUUGAAAUCUGAGAUAAAGAAGCUCACCGUUGUGCAUUUCUUCAUAUGGAUACUGGUGGCGGCACAGGUGGCUGUUAGUCAUCUCAAUCUGGUGUCACAUGAUCUGGUGGCCAUGCCCUAUCAGUGGGAGUAUCCGUACCUUUUGAGUCUCGUGCCCUCGUUCAUCGGAGCCCUGGCCAUGCCAAAAAACAACAUCAGCUAUCUGGUGAUCUCCAUGAUCAGUGCUGGUCUGUUCUCAGUGGCACCCUUGAUUUUUGGCGCAAUGGAAAUGUUUCCACUGGCCCAGCAGCUGUACCGACAUGGAAAAGCUUACCGGUUUAUCUUUGGUUUCUCAGCUGUAUCUGUGAUGUAUCUACUCAUGGUGAUCACCAUUCAGGUGCACGCAUGGCAAAUCUACUACAGCAAGAAGCUUCUGGAUGCCUGGUUUAACUCAACACAAGAGAAGAAGAAGAAAUAAACAUGCUGUUGUAUACCUGAAUUCAUCCACCAUAUUUUUCUGUCUCGGUUGUUAAUGCAUGCAAUUAUUAUAAAUGUUUAGAUAUUUGCAAUUUAAAUACACAAUUGUAAGCUAACAAAGUUUACUUAAUAUGUGUAUUUUUUUAUUAUUAUUAUUUAUUCACAUGUUAAAAUUAUGCUUACCUUAUUAAAUUGUUUACCUUUUUUGUUUUAUCGUGUAAUUUAAAACUUGAAAUUCUGUUGUAUUACAAAAUGUUUAGUCCAUGUCAAGAAUACAGAGCCACUCACCUCAUUUUUAUUUCUUUAUAAUAAAAUAAAAAUAAA